UCUCAGUUGUAACUAAUGUCGGAUCCAUUCAAUGACUGCAGCCGCUGUUCAGGGUCUGAUGUGUAGAAAUGAGAUAGCAGUCAGAUUAAGUGGCUGUUUGUACCGGGUGCUGGAGUUAGCAUGCAGCCGGACCACGCUAGCUUGUUUCAGCAGCUCGCUGCGGUAACGUUACCGGUCACGUAUGUUUAACGGUCGGACUGACGUUAGCCUACCGGCAGACACACUUUGAUGCUCCGAGCUCGACCCCUGGCUGUCCUGUGAGGUUACUGAGAGAAGAAGACAACCAUGGCUCCACACCCAGUGGUCCAGGCUAUCAUUGACCUCUCUGCAGGAGCCAUAGGGGGAGCUGCAUGUGUCUUCAGUGGGCAGCCGCUGGACACAGCAAAGGUCAAGAUGCAGACCUUUCCCACGCUGUACCGGGGUUUCAUCCACUGCAUCGUGUCCACCUACAAACAAGUGGGUCUGCGUGGCCUCUACCAGGGCACCAUGCCGGCGUUGAUGGCCAAUAUCGCCGAGAACUCGGUGCUCUUCAUGAGCUAUGGCUUCUGUCAGCAGGUCAUCCGCUUCACGGCCGGACUGCACAGUGAAGCUGUGCUGAGUGACAUGCAGAAAGCCUGUGCCGGCUCAGUAGCGUCCAUCUUCUCCUCGCUGGUACUCUGCCCCACCGAGCUCGUCAAGUGUCGACUGCAAACCAUGUAUGAGAUGGAGGCAUCAGGCAAGAUCGCGAAGAGCCAGAAUUCUGUGUGGUCGGUGAUGAAAUCCAUCAUGAGGAGCGAGGGACUGGUGGGCUUCUUCCAGGGUCUGACCCCCACUAUAGCCAGAGAGGUCCCUGGCUACUUCUGCUUCUUCGGUGCCUACGAGGUCUGCCGCACUACCUUCGCAGACUACAUGAAAUGUGAAAAGGAUGACAUAGGUGUGGCUCCGAUCGUAUUCAGCGGUGGUUUCGGAGGAGCCUGUCUGUGGCUGGUGGUCUAUCCUAUGGAUUGUGUCAAAUCUCGGAUCCAGGUCAUGUCUAUGACGGGCAAACAGCCGGGGUUUUUCAAGACCUUCAUGACCAUCGCUCGUACUGAAGGGGUGAGGGCGCUCUACUCCGGGCUCACCCCCACCAUGGUGCGCACCUUCCCUGCUAACGGAGCGCUGUUCCUGGGUUAUGAAGUCAGCCGGAAGCUCAUGAUGAAGCAGUUUGACGGCUAACCUGGUCCACACGCAUAGCACAAAUGUAGAAGAAACAGUCGACUGGAAGAGAAGUAUUGUAGCCAUAUACCCAAAUGUGUGGGAUCUGGUUUUGCCAUUUCCUACUCGGGUAUUAUCCAACUGAAACUGCCACACUCCAUGACUUUUGAAACUGCAACUAAAUUAUUUUUUUUUUUGUAGAUCUGACUAUUGUUUGUAUUCAACGCUCCAAAAAAGCUGUUGCCAACAUGCAGUAUAUGACAAACGGUAGUGAGCAACCGCUUUAUGACAAACACUUCAGUUUAUUAUUUUAUGUCUACCUCAAUAAAGUCCUAUCCGCACACAUUUCUUAAUCUGCCAGGUAAUGAGUUACAUCCAUAACAGAAACCCUCUGUUGUGUUGUGAGGUUAUCUUUGACGCACAAACUCUUAAACUGCCCAGCUCAACGCAUUACGACUGUAUGCAAAAAUGUCAAGCGACAUAUACUGACUCAUUUAAGUUGCCUAAAGCAUGUUGUGAUGAUGGCCUUUUGAAUUUUAGAGUCUCUUACUGGUGAAUUUUGGGUCAGUUUUGUUUUAGUAACAAAACAUGCAAUUAUGCCAAUAAAUGUGCUCAAACAUUUACUUGCAUUUCAGAAAUUUUACAGGCUUCAAAAGAAAUGUCAAACCCAGCCUACUUGGAGCCUGAUUUGUCUCGUACGGACUGUUUUUCAGCUGACGUGUUCUUUUCCACUCCUCUUGUGACUCCUUUGAGAACAAGCAUUUGCCUUUAAAAUUACUACAUUUGCUCCCUUUUGUUGUGUAAACAUUUAUUUUACGUACAAGGCAAUGAGAAAAUAAUAGUUGCCAUGUGCCAUUUGCACUCCUUGGAGACACUUCUGAAAAAAAAAAAAAAAAAUUUUUCCCCCAUUGCUUGAUCAUUUGCAUUCUUGUAGGUAUUUUAUCCUAAAAAUCUUGAGUUUUGAGAUAUUUAUAUAGAUAUCAUUGCUGAUAUUCAUUGUCCUAAUACAAUCUACAUUAAAGGUGUCAGUGAAGAAAA
Messenger RNA from Amphiprion ocellaris (clown anemonefish), 2211 nucleotides. RefSeq names its product solute carrier family 25 member 15b (gene slc25a15b). Gene Ontology annotation, biological process: mitochondrial L-ornithine transmembrane transport. The transcript is spliced from 7 exons. Bases 286 to 1194 code for a protein of 302 amino acids. The record is from RefSeq and is a predicted model, not a curated record. NCBI's taxonomy places the organism in Eukaryota, Metazoa, Chordata, Actinopteri, Pomacentridae. Gene Ontology annotation, molecular function: L-ornithine transmembrane transporter activity.